This is a messenger RNA of Closterium sp. Yama58-4, 4326 nucleotides long. NCBI's taxonomy places the organism in Eukaryota, Viridiplantae, Streptophyta, Zygnematophyceae, Desmidiales, Closteriaceae. The record is from the annotation of a GenBank genome assembly.
AUGGCUUUCCAGCUGGAGAAAAAGCCGAGCAGAGCUUUGAGUCAUGACGAGGAGAUUUGGGUGAAAGAUUUGCUCAAGAGAAACAUGGAGCAGCACUUUGCACCGUCCAUCUGGCCACAAGUGCUUUCUGGCAAGCUGACAGAAGCAGUGGAGCCUGACGCCGUUUAUCUCCUUCUCAAGCAGCCGAAUGCCGCCAACGAAGGAACCACUACUGUACAAGUUGUAACUGUUGAGAGCAUUGCUGAAUGCACAGUUGAGGCCAGAAGCACAAAUGCGUUAGGUCGCAUGACUCCUGCUAACGUCUCACGCAUUGGAAACUACCAGUCCAUACCUCAGAUGCAGGAGAGCAGAUGUCUUCAACAACAACUUCGGCACCAAAAUUCAUCCAACCCAAGACCAGCACACAGUGUUGGGCGGAACACUUAUUCCUCUGCUCAAACGAUGAAUGGGGGAUGCACGAGAAAUGGCAACACCACAGGAUGCAAAUAUGUGGGCUUUAUGCACUUCCGCAUUGUCGAGGAGAACGAGAUGGCGUCUCUUUACGUGUAUGAGUUACAAGUGGAGGCUGAAUAUCAAGGAAUGGGAAUCGGCAGCAAGCUCAUGAGGAUUGCUGAGCUCAUGGCAAAGAAGUGUGAGCUCGAAGCCAUCUUUCUUACAGUCCAAAGGGAAAAUGAAACAGCCAGAGCACUCUAUAUGGAGAAGCUAGGGUUUCAAAUUGCAGAUCACUCACCUGCCAAGGACUUUGCGAGUCGCAAGUACCUGGUGUUUGCAGCGGUGGAGGAGCAGCUCACUAAUGCAAAGAUCCAUGUCAUUGAGGCGGCACGGGUCGCCAGGGAGACCAACCGCAUCCUCAUCCUCCCCAAGGCAGGCCACAGCCAUCUAUCGCUGGGUCGAUCCAUGCCCAUGUGUGCCUACUGCGACUUGGCUCACCUCAACGCCACCGAGUGGGUCUCCCCCGAGUUCUUCCUUCUCCUCGCCCGGGCUGCCUUUAUCCAACCCUCUGUGGGCUACCUCUGCGUCGACACGCCUGAGCUGGGCCGGCCCUGCUUCGGCACAAAGGAGGUCAUUCAAAGCCUGGGGGGACUGCUGACCCUGGCCAUGGGUCAGCUUCCCUCGCGUACCACCACUGUCAGGCUGCACAUGCCCGCCCGUCCCGACCACAUCCGCUCUUUCGUCCAUGCUUGGCUGCACAUGCCUGCUCGUCCCGACCACAUCCGCUCCCUCGUCCAUGCAUGGGCUGAUAAGGACAUUGUGAUUUACUCAAAGAACACGUUUGACCGCUUUGACAAGGCAACAGAUGACAUUGCGCACGAGAUCUUACCCUAUGCGAAGCAGUGGCACGAUAUGGCUGACAGGAUCGUUGCUAAGCUCCCAAAGCCCUUCAUUGCCAUCCAUUUCCGCUCCGAAUUCAUUGCGUACAACCUGGCAGAGGAGAAGAAGGCUGAGCUGUCAGCUGUGGAAAGGCUGAUGAUUUUGGGAAAGCGCAUGGAGCGAUGCACGCGAGAAGCUGCACAAUUGAUAAAUCGUGUGAAGGCAAAACGUGGUGCCAGAACUGUUUUUAUAGCCGCUGACAUUCCGUACAACAAGUCGGGAGCAACACCCCGUUCUGAGUCUUGGGGGGGAAUGGCUUGGGCCUACGGGAAUGUCUCGCUGACUGAUGUGCCUCACUAUUGGCUGUCCUGGCUCCGGGAUAACGUCAGUGGGACUGUUAUGAUUGACGAGCUGAUGCCAUCGUUGAACGAUCAAGACCCAGGAGUUGUCGCCAUUGUGGACAAGCUAAUAUGUGCACAGGCUCCAGUUUUCAUGGCGGGCCGUGCAUCGUGUGGUGGUCGUCGGAAUUUUGAAAAAGACAUUCUUCUCCACCGUAGGAACAUAUUGGGCAAAUGGAUUUCUAUUCCCCGCCGAGCGUGGAAGCAGGGCCUUUUGGACCGCGUGCCUGGCAGCCAUUUCCUCACCCGCGCGUUCAAGAAGGAGCGAGUAUCACUAAGGAGUAUUGCCGCUGGCGUGGACUCAAUUUGCAAUAAGGUGGAGGACGUUGAACGGCUGAUGGCGAAAAGCUACUAUGGAAGCAGCAGCAGCGGUAGCGGUAGCGGUAGCGGUAGCGGCAGCGGCAACGAUAGCAAUAGCAGCGGCAGCAGUCUGAGUGACCCAGACAGUCCGUGCAACCACUGGCCUGAGGCAUGCUGGCCUGUGCCUGGCAUGCCGUUUUCCCACCUCUCUGACUUUGCAAGUCGCAAGUACCUGGUGUUUGCAGCGGUGGAGGAGCAGCUCACCAACGCCAAGAUCCAUGUCAUUGAAGCGGCACGGGUGGCCAGAGAGACCAACCGCAUCCUCGUCCUCCCCAAGGGAUCCCACAGCCAUCUGUCGCUGGGUCGAGCCAUGCCCAUGUGUGCCUACUGCGACUUGGCUUACCUCAACGCCACCGAGUGGGUCUCUCCCGAGUUCUUCCUUCUCCUCGCCCGGGCUGCCUUCUUCAAACCCACCGUCAGCUACCUCUGCGUUGACACGCCUGAGCUGGGUCGGCCGUGCUUCGGCACAACGGAGAUUGCGGGGAGUCUGGGGGCGGUGUUCACUCUAGCCAUGGGGCAUGUGCCCAUUAAGGGCAACACCAUCUGGCUGCACAUGCCCGCCCGCUUUGACCAGAUCCAGUCGCUGCUCAAUGCAUGGAAGCACAGAGACGUGGUGAUAUACGCCAAGAACACGUACGAACGUUUCGAUCGGGAAACAGACGAAAUGGCGCAUGCAGUGCUGCCGUAUGCCCGAGAGUGGCAUCUCGCUGCCAAGCGCAUAGUUGCCCGCCUGCCCAAGCCCUUCAUCGGCGUGCACUAUCGCUCUGAGUUCAUCGCCUUCAGGCUGGCAGGCGAAAAUAGGACCGACAUCCCAGUCGAAGAGAGGCUGAAGAUUCUCAAUGACCGCACCAGAUGGUGCACCCGGGAAGCUGCCCAGAAAAUAAAUAAAGUAAAAAAGAGGCUAAAUGCAUCGACCGUCUUUCUGGCAGCCGAUAUUCCGUACAAUCAGUCCGGCGUUACGCCUCGGUCAGAAUCAUGGGAUGCGCUGAAAUGGGCUUUUGGAGAUAAUAAUGUGUCGGAUGUGCCUCACUAUUGGCUGUCCUGGUUGCGUGAGAGAGUGCAAGGGACUGUCAUGAUUGACGAGCUUAUGCCAUCGGCAAAUAGCCUCGACCCAGGUAUUGUGGCCAUAUUAGACAAGCUGAUUUGUGCGCGGUCAAGCAUCUUCCUUGCUGGCUCCAUAUCUUGUGGAGCAAUUUGUGGUGUGGGUCGUUAUCCCCGGUGCGACGUGUCGUUCAGGAGUGACUGCCAAUCAAAGGCGAGAAAGCCAAUUGCUUCAAAGUACGACUGUAUUUCAUCUCGGAUCGGACCAAUUUGGGGAUCUGUCAUAGUCGGACAAAUGGCUGCUGCAACUCUCUCCGCGUCCGUUGCUCAGGCCGCCGUUGCGCUUCAAUGCAAUGGCAGCAGCACGUCAUCCGUUCGUGCGGAUCGGAUCUCCUCAGCAGCGGCUCUUUUCCCCUCCAGAGUCGCUCUGUCUGCCAGCAGCCACGUGUCUCGCAGCGCGCGCACGCCAGGCAGCGGGGUUGCGAGGAGAGCCAACCGGGUGGCGCCACGUGCCUCCGCUGACGCAGAGGAGCCGGUGACCAUUGACAACUCGACUGUGCUCGUGGUGGGCGGCGGGGGAGUGGGAAUGGAGGUGGUGCGGCAGCUGGCCAAGGCGGGCUCGUGGGUGACGGCCCUGCAGAGGGGGGAGAAGUUCCGCAAGGAGAUUGAGGGGUUGGGAGCCAUGCUCGCAAUCGGCGAUGUGAUGGCGCCUGGGACGAUUGAGAAGGCCCUCAGAGGAAACACCUUUGAUGCUGUUGUGUCUACCGUUGGUGGGGGUCUUACAGACAUCAAGGUGGAUUCGGAUGGUAACAUCAACGUCAUUGAAGCAGCAGAGAAGGCCGGCGUUCCUCGCUUUGUCCUUGUAUCCAGCAUAGGAGCAGGGGAUAGCAAGGCGGCAGUGCCAGGCAAGGAGAUGGACGUGUUGGGGCCGGUGCUGGCAGAGAAGGAGAAGAGCGAGGAGCGGCUCAAGGCCAGCGAUAAGCUCAAGUGGACCAUCGUUCGCCCAGGAGGCCUUCUCUCUGAUGCUGCCACUGGCACGGGCAUUCUCACAGAGGACAGCAGCGUAGUCGGGGUCAUCUCCCGUGCUGACGUGGCACAACUGAUUUUGCGCAUUCUCUUUGAGGAGAAGGCCGAGGGGAAGGUUUUCUCUGCCAUUGACGCGCAAAAGAAAUUCCCUGGAGCACCUGAGAAGGAAAUUGCUGAGUUCAAGGUGUAG